CACAGGGUUGUGGAAAAUAGGCCGUGAUAGGUCUGGAUUUCUUCGUGUUGGAGCAACGGCAGAGGCGAAACUAUUUUCUGGAUCAACUGAAAUCCUCCAUCGUUGAUCCGUCUCUCUCUUUCUCUCAAAUACUCCAAGCAAGUGAUUGAUCUCAAUCCUCGGUGAAGGUGACAUGGCAUCUAGGAGGAACAUCAAUUACAGUCGUCUUCCUGAUGAAGACAAUGAUCGUAUAGGCAAUGAAGGAAGAUACGACCCUCGGUUUGACUACUCACCAGGAAGCUUGGAUGAAGUCCCAUGGAAAUCCAUUGCCCUUGCACUUUUUCUCCUUUUUCUUGGAUGUUGUCUUCUUCUUCUUUCAAUCUUCAUCUUCACAGGUCACAUGGGAGGAGACAAAUCCCAAGCAUAUGGCCUCUUAGGACUUGGUGCACUCACCUUCCUCCCAGGUUUCUAUGAGACUCGAAUUGCUUAUUAUUCAUGGAGGGGCGCACAAGGCUAUCGGUUUGCAUCCAUCCCUGGUUAUUAAAGGUUUAUAGUUAUACCCCUCCUUUUCCUCAUCUUUUUUGGUUGUAUAUGUAAUAUACAUACAGCAACUUCCAGUUAUGUAGUAGGUUUUGAGAAUUGAGAUUGCUUUUGUUUUGGAAAUGAAAAACUUCUAAUAUAGAGAAACUGCUUUGGAGUCU
This is a messenger RNA of Lactuca virosa, 680 nucleotides long. The record is from the annotation of a GenBank genome assembly. NCBI's taxonomy places the organism in Eukaryota, Viridiplantae, Streptophyta, Magnoliopsida, Asterales, Asteraceae.